Morone saxatilis (striped sea-bass) is the source of this 1454-nucleotide messenger RNA. RefSeq names its product tRNA phosphotransferase 1 (gene trpt1). NCBI's taxonomy places the organism in Eukaryota, Metazoa, Chordata, Actinopteri, Moronidae. The coding region runs from base 314 to 994 and encodes 226 amino acids. The record is from RefSeq and is a predicted model, not a curated record. Gene Ontology annotation, molecular function: tRNA 2'-phosphotransferase activity. Gene Ontology annotation, biological process: tRNA splicing, via endonucleolytic cleavage and ligation. The transcript is spliced from 8 exons.
UCACAGAGGAAGCCCCGCUGGCGCUGGGAGCGCAGAGCUGACAGCAGCUGCUGGGAAUGCUGCGGGAACUCCAUUACCUGAGCAACAGAGAGGAGGAAGAAGAAGAGAGGAGGAAGAGGAAUGCUGCUGCUUCCAGGACAAAAUGCAGUUUUUCCUCUGUGGUGUCAGCGCACCUCAGCACAGCGCCACCGCCACAGCGCCCCCUGCAGGCGGACCACGGGAACAGGCAGGAAGUGGAAACCGGCGCGUUUGUUGACUGCACUGUUGGACGACAACAAUAUGUCAUUUCGCUGAAUUAAAGUCUGUACAAUUCAUGGCACAAUGCAGUGACAGAGGGGGGAGAGGAGGAAGGAGAGGAAAUCGUGGUGGAGAGGACAGAGAUGUCCGCCUGUCUAAAUCCAUGUCUUAUGCACUUCGCCAUGGAGCCAACCAGAUGGGUCUUGACAUGGGUACAGAUGGUUUCCUGUUUGUGGAGGAACUUCUGGCUCACCCGCAGUUCCACUCAUAUUCACUGGAAGACGUGAAGAGAGUCGUGGCCACAAAUGACAAGCAGCGCUUUAAGCUUCGCACCCACCCGGAGGAUGGCCGCCUGCAAAUUCGAGCCAGUCAGGGCCACUCAGUACAGGUAACAGAUUUGGGGCUGAAACCGGUCGUGGCUGGUUCUCCAGACUGCCCUGCUGUGGCCGUUCAUGGCUCCUACCUCCGCAACUGGAGCUCCAUCCAGCAGCAGGGCUUGAACCGCAUGAAGAGGACACACAUCCACCUGGCACCAGGCCUGCUAGGGGAGGAUGGCGUCAUCAGUGGCAUGAGGAAAGACUGUGAUCUAGCUGUGUAUAUCGAUGUCCCCAAAGCUCUCGCUGAUGGUAUUGAGUUCUUCUGGUCAGAAAAUGGUGUGUUGCUGACUGCAGGCAACGCAGAAGGAAAACUUCUCCCUAAAUACUUCAGCCGAGCCUUAAGACUGAGGCCUACAAAGAGUAUCCUGCCACUGCAGUAACAUCAGAUGAUACUGUCUAUCUACUGUCUAUACUAUCAUUGGUGAUAGCAGGACUCACCUGGCUGUGCUAGCAUCCCAUGGUUGGUUGAUGCUUAGCCUAGUUCCCUUGGUAACACUUGUUGUUUGACAGGAGCAUCUAGCAUUAUGGGAAUACUUUCAGAAAUCAUCUUACAUGGGACUAAAUUGGUAAACGUUUUAUUUUUGUGUAAUAAUUGAAAGGAUCUGGAUGGCUUUAUGAAAGCAUACUUUAUUUUUAUAUGACAAUUCAACCAUCUUAUGCUGGCAAAUGUCACUUUUUAUUUAUAAAUAUUGGUGCUUUGUUUUUUCUGUUACAUUGUUAGAGCUAAAUAAACCAUAGCUCACAUUAACUGCCAAGAUAAGAUAAGAUGUAACCAAGCACUAUAUACUGUAUAUAUAUUGGUAACAAGCAGCCAGGCCUUUAAAUGGAGGAACCUUUGAA